UCGAACCCCGAGACCCGCCGGCGGGCUGCGGAGCCCACCGACCGCUAGUCAGCCGAGGUUCGGCGGCGCGGCCGGGCUCGCGCGCACCUGUGGCCGCCUCCAGCCUCCCCCGCCGACGCCCUCGGAGCCGCCGCGAGACCAGGAAUGGCCAGCCCGCCCAAGAGAAGCUGCCCGUCUCCCGCAGCCAGCUCUGAGGGGACGCGCAUCAAGAAAAUCUCUAUCGAAGGGAACAUCGCUGCAGGGAAGACAACAUUUGUAAAUAUCCUUAAGCAAGUCUGUGAGGAUUGGGAAGUGGUUCCUGAACCUGUCGCCAGAUGGUGCAAUGUUAAAAGUACUCAAGAUGAAUUUGAGAGGAAAAAACUCUAUAAAAUAACACAUUUUGGUAAAGAUGGGGCACAGUAUAUUUUUGCAUCUAAUUUGUAUGAAUCUGACUGCAUGAAUGAAACAGAGUGGACGGUUUAUCAAGACUGGCAUGAUUGGAUGAAUAACCAGUUUGGCCAGCGCCUUGAAUUGGAUGGAAUCAUUUAUCUUCGAGCCACUCCAGAGGAAAACCCACCUCCAAGCAGCGGAACAGCUGGAUCCACAGGACUCAGUGCACAGGUGGAAAAGGAAGGGCACCUUCCGAGCAGCCGUCUGGGCUCAUUCGUCUCCCAAGGAGGCGGGGAGGCCAGCGGGACACAAAGGAACAAGCACCUUUCUGUGUCUGGGAAGUGGCUGAUGUGA
Molecule: messenger RNA, 723 nt
Organism: Propithecus coquereli (Coquerel's sifaka)
Lineage: Eukaryota; Metazoa; Chordata; Mammalia; Primates; Indriidae
Gene: DCK
Product: deoxycytidine kinase
Exons: 5
Coding region: 145-723 (192 amino acids)
Cellular component (GO): mitochondrion; cytoplasm
Molecular function (GO): deoxycytidine kinase activity
Source: RefSeq, a predicted model, not a curated record